This is a messenger RNA of Paramecium primaurelia, 165 nucleotides long. The record is from the annotation of a GenBank genome assembly. Lineage: Eukaryota; Ciliophora; Oligohymenophorea; Peniculida; Parameciidae.
AUGAAUUAAGAUGUUGUAGAUAUAUAUUAAAACAAAAACAAUCAAUUUACUUUAUUUCCUAGUCAUGAGAAAUUAAAAUUGGCAUAUUCGAUUCUUCAAUCAUGUAUUAUUUUGAAUACAUCGAUAAAAUUACAAUUCUUAAAUUAAAUUUUGUACCACAUAUGA